This is a messenger RNA of Siniperca chuatsi (mandarin fish), 8552 nucleotides long. RefSeq names its product matrix metalloproteinase-15-like. The transcript is spliced from 10 exons. NCBI's taxonomy places the organism in Eukaryota, Metazoa, Chordata, Actinopteri, Centrarchiformes, Sinipercidae. Gene Ontology annotation, biological process: collagen catabolic process; proteolysis; extracellular matrix organization. The record is from RefSeq and is a predicted model, not a curated record. The coding region runs from base 868 to 2835 and encodes 655 amino acids. Gene Ontology annotation, molecular function: metalloendopeptidase activity; zinc ion binding. Gene Ontology annotation, cellular component: extracellular matrix.
UCCGUCCUGCUCCGGUAGGGAGACAACACAGAGCCACUGACUUAGGACAUGACUGAUAGCAACUAGUUAGGUACCGGCUUCCGAGAAUAUUUCCUCUGGGAAAGGGAAAAACUGGAUAUAGAGGGCAAAGAAACCGUCAAAAUAACAUUUUUACAACAGAGGUCGCGAUCUAAAACAGCCGUGUUCGCCACCACACCGCUGGGCGCUACUGCUGACGGAAUCAGUCAAGUGCGGUGAACUUUGGGCUUAUCACUUGGUUGUUGUUUUAUAGUUUGCAACUUUCUCAGGGUAAAUUUAACUGCACUUCCUUCAGCAUUAACAGGAGAUGAUGUUAUUAACCCACUGGAUUUGAACAUGUCGGCAGUAAAUUAUUCACUAAAGCAUUUCUGCGGUUGACCCGCUUUGCUGAUAGAAGGCAUCGCUGGAGACGUUGUGGCGCUUUUGUAAAGUGCACUUUCAAGGUUACUAUUUAGGCAACGACUUUGAUGUUAAUUAAAUGAGACGUGCGCUCUCGUGGGUAACUCCCGCAACAGAUAACUGUCAACGGUGUAAAACUUAAAGGCGAGAGCUGUAUGGACUAAUAGGCUCACUUAUGAGUGAAGACAACUCACCGACAUUUAUGGAGGGUCAGUUUGUUAUGCGGCUCUGACUGUAAAUGUGGAAUGGAACUCAUUUCCAGGAUGCAAGUGCACUGUUGAAGACUGUUGUAGCAUUCUUGCUAGGGAAUAGUUUACUACAGUUUUUGUAUUAGGGCUUUUACCGCAUAAACUAGCAAUACUGCGAGUAAAAACUCGUCAAAGACAUCGUAUUACACCGUCGAGACUGAACCACGACGAACGCCGACUGAUAUCCCUCAGCGCCCACACCAUGGCCUCCUGCUUCUGGUUGCUCUGGAGACGGACCUUCCUCGCGCUGUCCGUGUGUGCGCUCGGGGCGCAUGGGGUGGAGAAUGACAGCACCUUCAACGCAGAGUCAUGGCUCAGGAUGUACGGUUACCUGCCCCAGGCCAGCAGACAGAUGUCAACCAUGCGUUCAGCUCAGAUCCUGUCCAAUGCCAUCAGCGACAUGCAGCGGUUCUACAGCCUGGAGGUCACUGGACAGAUGGACCCUCAAACCAUCAGUGCCAUGAGGAGACCCCGUUGCGGUGUGCCUGACAAGUUUGGAGGCCAGAUCAAAACCAACGUGCGGCGGAAACGCUAUGCCCUCACCGGACAUAAAUGGAACAAGAACCACCUUACUUACAGUAUCCAGAACUACACUCCCAAGAUUGGAGAGUAUAACUCAUACGAAGCCAUCCGGCAGGCGUUUAAAGUCUGGGAGGGGGUGACCCCAUUGACCUUUGAUGAAAUCCCCUACCAGGAGAUCAAAUAUGGACGCCGCAAGGAGCCCGACAUCAUGAUCUUCUUUGCUUCAGGUUUUCAUGGAGACAGCUCUCCUUUUGAUGGUGAGGGAGGCUUCCUAGCUCAUGCCUACUUCCCUGGACCUGGAAUGGGUGGGGACACACACUUUGACUCGGAUGAACCAUGGACAAUAGGAAACCAGAACGUGCAAGGUAAUGACCUCUUCCUGGUGGCAGUCCACGAGCUGGGCCAUGCCCUGGGUUUAGAGCACUCCAACAAUCCCCUGGCCAUCAUGGCUCCCUUUUACCAAUGGAUGGAGACUGAGAACUUCCAGUUGCCUGAGGAUGACCGGCGAGGCAUACAACAGAUCUAUGGUCAACCAGACAGUGGCCCCACCCAGGCCCUGCCCACUGUGACACCCCGUCGCCCGGAGCCCAGGCCACCUCAGACACCUCCUCGGCAUCCUGACCGCCCCAGGACCACUGAAAGACCAGAUCACUAUGGACCCAAUAUCUGUGAAGGGAACUUUGACACGGUCGCUAUGCUCCGAGGAGAGAUGUUUGUUUUCAAGGGCCGUUGGUUCUGGCGGGUGCGUAAGAACAGGGUUCUGGAUAACUACCCCAUGCCCAUCAGUCACUUCUGGAGGGGUUUACCUGGAGACAUAGAUGCUGCCUAUGAGAGACACGAUGGCAGGUUCGUCUUCUUUAAAGGAAACAGAUUCUGGCUUUUUAGGGAGGCUAACCUGGAACCAGGCUAUCCACUUGAGCUGGUUGAUUAUGGUAGGGAUAUUCCCUACGACCGAAUAGACACAGCCAUCUGGUGGGAGCCAUCCGGCUACACUUACAUCUUUCAAGGAGACUGGUACUGGCGCUUCAAUGAGCAGUCGCGCUUGGCUGACAGAGGCUACCCAAAACCAAUCAGUGUCUGGGGAUCGUCAGUGCCCUCCACUCCCAAGGGGGCCUUUCUCAGCGAUGAUGGAGCCUACACUUUUUUCUACAAGGGUUCCAAGUACUGGAAGUUUGACAACCAUCGCAUGAAGAGUGAACCAGGCUACCCUAAGUCCAUUCUGAGAGACUUCAUGGGCUGCAGCGUGGACCUGGAUCCAGACAGAGACACGGACACAGACUCAGGACGCAAAUACCCAGACGUGAACCGCCCACCAUUCAACCCCGACGUAGGAGGUGGCGGCGAUAAGGGCAAAGACCGGGAUGGAACGGAUCACGGCGGAACGGACAAAGACACGGGCAAAGGAUCAAACAACGACAAAGACGAAGACUAUCGUGAGGGUCGUGAGGAAGACACCAACGAGGUGGACGUGGUGCUGAAGGUGGAUGACAGCGAGGAGCGGACCAUGAACAUCCUGAUGGUAACCAUCCCACUGGUCCUGGUGCUGUGCAUCCUGGGACUGAUCUACGCCAUCAUCAACACGCUGCAGAGCAAAGGGGCGCCGCGGCUGCUGGUGCACUGCAAGCGCUCGCUGCAGGACUGGGUCUGACCCUUGACAUUAGGGGGUACUGAACUUUGAACUUAAAUUGGACCUUAGACACCACCCUCCUCUAAUCCAGCCCUCCUCCCAAUGAUCCAUCUGUUUCAAGUCUGUGUGCUCAGUGGCUCCUGCAACUCUUAGUACUCUAUUUGGUAGUAGAUCCAAUACUGUACUGAUGCACACACACACACACACACACACACACACAAACACACCACCCUAACAUCCUCCUGUCUCCCAUGGUGCUCUACAAUGCGUUGACUGUAGUAUAUUUAUAUGAGAGAAGUUUGCACUUUUUUUUUUCUUCUUGUUUUUGUUUUGGUUCAUUUUGUGUGACUUUUUGUUGUUAUUAUUAUUAUUUCUAAACCAGGAAGGCUGUUCUAUUCUCUCUCCUGCCUCUGCACCCCCCUCCUCCUUCCCCUAAUCUCAGUAGGGGCUUUAUCCUCGCCGAUAAAUUGACAUCUGCUUAUGCUAUCACAGUUGCCACAAAAGAAAGGAAUGCAAAGGGUUAGAAAAGAAAGCGAUUUGUAGACGGACAGGUAGGGUUCAGUAGUGUUCCUUCCUCCUUGCAUCAUCAUCUUCUUCAUCUUGCUCCAUCUCUUCCCUUUUCUCUGCAGCACAGUAUGUCAUGGGGUGGAAGGUAAGUUAGAAAGAGACAGGGAAGAUAAGAUAUUUCACUGUUGUUUACAUUAAGAGGUAUUUUGAGGCCUGCCUUGAGCCCGUAUACAGUAUCAUCCUCCCUUUGUAAAAGUCGUAGGGUUGGAUCAGAGUUCAGUUUGUUAGUCAUACAGGCACUGGUUUGGUUUUAAAGGAUAAUUCCAGUUUAUUACAACUUAGAUCUUAUUUUUAAUGGUAAUUUUAAUUGUAAUAAUAACACUGUACUCAUCAAGUUAAUUGCUGAGAUCUGGGUAUGUGGCGACUUUGCUAAAAAGAUGUCGCUCAUACCGGCUUUAAACAAACCCCCAGGUUAGCCAAACUCAUUUGCAAGAGAAAAUAAAGACAGACAGUAAAAUUAUUACGGUGUCAACAUAAAUCAGUUUACGGACCAGCUUCCUGGUUCUACUUGGACCUACCAUAUUUGCUGUAGUUGUGCACACAGCUUUUGCGUGCAGUGAAGGAUUACUUACAUUUUGGGUGCGCUCACUUUUGGCUUACCUCCAAAUAAAGUGGUUUAGAUGAUCUGUCGAACAUGGGGGUCUGUUUAAAGGAAUGUUUUGACAUUUUGAGAAAUACACUUAUUUGCUUUUUUGUGGACAGAUGACAAGAUUGAUACCACUCUCAUGUCUGGUCUGUACGCUAAAUAUCAAGCUGCAGCCAGCAGGCAAUUAGCUUAUCUUAGCAUAAAGACUGGUAGCAGGGGGAAUCAGCUAGCCUGGCUCUACCACCUCUAAAUUUUAUUAACACAUUAUACCUUGUUUGUUUAAGCCAUACAAAAUUAGUAACAUUUUGAGGUGCUAAUAGGCAGAUUUUCUUUUGCGUUGGACAGAGCCAGGGUAGCUGUUUCCUCCUGCUUCCAGUGUUUUAGCAAACCAGCUGCUGGCUCUAGCUUCAUAGUAAGUCUACAGACAUGACAGUAGUAUCGAUCUACUCAUCUAACGCUCAGCAAAAGAGCUAGUAAGCAUGUUGAAUUAUUCCUUUAAAACCAGGCUGAUUGUCUGACUGAUGCCCCAUUGGGCUUUGUUGUAGUCAUUUUGACCUGUUCCCUGAUAUCAGCAAUUACUUUGAUGAGUACAAUGUUAUCAUAACACAUAGAAAUGAUGGCUAUGAAAAAAGACCCAAAUUGUAAUAAAUAGUAAUUAUCCUUUAAAUUCAGACUACUACUGCCUUGUUUUCCUUCUUUAUCUUGUGCUCACAUAGUUGGACAAUAGAUCUACCUUCUUUCUUUUCCUUACUUGGAAACCAUUUAAAGACCUCUUUGGCUGAAAGGGUAAACAGACUUUAAAGGAAACCUCUUCCCUUAACUUUCAUUUAUGUAGCUAAUUCUCAGCGAGCCCCCUUUCUGUCAACAGUAAGUCCUUUUCUUUGUGCUACAGAGGAGACAGACUAAUGGUUAAUUUAAAGAGUCAGCUCACUGUGAAAUAACACAAGAGAGGGAGCAUUCAUUGCAUCUCUGCGUGUGUGUGUGUGACAUAAAACAAGGGAGAAACAAAGCAAAGCCACUUCAGAACAGGAUGUAACACCACAAAUGCAGCACAGCAGUCACAGGGGGCAGCUAAUGUACCAUGCAGUUCAUAAUGGACUUUUUACUGCUAGUGUUUUUUGAAAGGACAAUUUAAGGAAAUUCAUUGAUCUAUUUUAAAUAUAGCAUAGCUGUAAGUACCAGGGUGGGCUCGAGCAAUGCAGGCUCAUGUGGACACAGACUAAUCCUCUUCAUUAAAAAAGAGCAGGUGUGUGCAAAUGCAGUUAACCCCUGUGACCCCUAAACUAAACCUUGAACUCCCAGAACCAAAACACUCCCUUUUCAUCUCGCAAGAAGAGAGAUGAGAAGAAGGGGGAGUGUGGGCACAGAAAAUUUUACAGAAAUGAAUGGAAACCAAUGGCUGCCAUGGAAACAUACAUUGAAAAAUCUGAAAAAUAACAGCACGGUUUCCAAAAUGGUUUGUGUAAAAUGGUUAUUACAUUGUUAAAUAGUAGUAUUAGGGCUAAAAUGUGCAAAGCCAAUGGUGUCCUUUAAGAGAAACAAUAUUCAUCAAAGACGAGAUCAUUUCUCUUGACCCAUUUGUGAAUACAUAUACAAUAAUUUCUUGGGUCUGGUGACCUCACCCAUAUACUUGUGGAAUGAGCAGCCCCAAGUUAUUCAAAAAGUGUAGCAGCAAUGUAACAUUUGAAAUGAUCUCAUCAUCACUAUUUUUUUUUUAUACAAAUAAGACUUUGAGUCUACAAACUGGGCUGAAGUUAAAGAGAGCGUGUAGGAGUGGCCGACUUUAGAGUGGGACUUCAAAUAUGAAUGGGAGGAAGGCUUAUCUGAGGUAGCAUUAAGAAGUAAGCUGCCAAUGUGACCAGAGGGGGCUCAGGUCACCCGGCUCAGGUUACACAGAUGUGGAUGGGGAGGGUGAGGAGAGACAGAAUUUUCUGCAGCUGAGACAAGGAAAGGGGGAGGGCGGGGGGGGGGGCUGACCUCGUCUCCCUGAACAUGCAGAGUUUGGAUCUCAGGAAUAAGGAGGGGUGGGAAGAGAGAGAGAGAGAGCGGACUUUAAUGGCUCUGUCCCACUGGCCACAGCUCUGGUGACCCAAAUUCUUCUGCUCGCUCAACAACAGUGCUAGCCAAAGAGGAAACUUUAGCUUACGAUAGGUGACAGACCUUUUUUAGGAAUCUAAGUGCUUCGCUUGCUCUAAGUGCAUGUUGCCAGACGGCGCAGAUACACACCACUGCUGUUUUGUUAGGCCUCCAGCUAGGUGAAGACAGGUUGAGGUGAGACACCUGCACAGACAGAGGUAAAGUUAACAGGACACUUGCACUGAAAGGAGGAAAAGGAAGAGCAUAAUCAGCCGUCACCAGAAGUCUGGAGAUUGAUCUGUGGCCAGUCGAUAGCGGUUGCCAGGAAACGGUGUCCUGUGUCCAUUGCUCACCUCCUCAUCAUCAGGAUUGGGGGGGUGGGGGGGCGAAACUAAUCAGCGUUAAAAGCACCCCCACCAACCUCUCCUCCCUCCUCUCCUGUCCUGCUCUUCCAUUGGUCCUACAGGCACAUCAAUGAGUGCUUGAACACCCUAGUGUCUGGACAGGCUCCGAAAAUGCCGACUCAUUGCACUAGACACAACGUUGUGUAUGGAGUUCUUUUUUUUAUUUUUUUUAUCAACCCUUCAUUUCUCCUCUGUAUCCUCCACACAGAGAGCCCGCGGGGAGUUAACCACUUCAAAGCUAAUCUAACCACUUCAAAGUUGAAAAAGUCGAGUGCACCUUGAAAUCACAGUUUCAGUGAUUCUGCAGUUUGAGAGAUUCUCUGUAAGGUGAUGCUCGUUGUCUCAGGACACCAAGCAGAAGAGAGAAUAUUGACAGGUUAGAAAAGAAAUCUGUCAAUGCUGAUUGAUGCGUGUGUGUGUGUGUGUGUGUGUGUCGAGCUAUUCUGUUAAUCAGCUCUACUCUCCAUAAGCGAGGCCUGUUUUCUGACUGUAAAUCUCCCACACUCUCUCUAUCCCCAGCCCUCCGCAUACUCAGCCCAGCCCUUAAGCCCGAGGGGAUCAUAAUCACAACAAUGGCCUUCUCUCUCUAUCUCGCUUUCUCCUCCCCCUAUUUUCUCUCUCCCUAAUACACACACACACACACACACACACACACACACACACACACACAACACAUUAUUGUCUUCCCCAACCUCACCUUCCUCCCCUCCUUCCUGCUCUCUCCUCCCCCAUAAGGAAACUAGUCCAGGCCAAGGUCCAGCCUCGCACAGCAGAGCCUGUUUGUAGAUCCACCUCCUUGUUCAGCAACACUGAACACAUCACUUAAAAACACUGUACCUGGCAGGUUUGGAGUUCGGUGAAUGCAGACUUGGCAACAGGAUGUCACAUUCAGAGUUGCAAAGGCUGAAGUUCUUUUAUGUUAAUGCCUUGUUCGUUUUGAAGUACAGGGCCUUGAUGCAAAGUUUAGGUAAGGUUUCAUCGCUCUCAGGAUGUGUUUCUGUAAACACUGCAUGUUAACAGCGCUGCUGUUUUGGUUCUGAGCGUAGGCUUUAUACCUUUCUUUUUUCUUUGUCUUUUAUUUUAAUGAACAUCUCUGUUAAAGUCUACAUAAUCAAUGAGAAGGCAAGUAUUCUUCUAGCUGUGUCUGUGCUCGCCACUCUGUGCGCUGCGGUCACUGUAUGACCGCAAUUCCUAAUAACCACAAGCUUCAAAAAGCCAUUGCAUCAGCCCUGUGCAAAGUCAGAACUCUACCGGGAAAAACCAGAUCAAUAAAUAACGGACUGAAAAGAUCAAAGCAAAAGAGAAAAAUAUAUAUAUGUCCAACGUGAGUAAGACUGUGCUCUGUUUCAGUUUCACUCGGAUCAACUUUGUGGCUUAUGAUGGUUCGAACCCAAAGGAUUGUGGGUUGUCAAGAUGCUUUUCUCUUCGGAGUGCAUCUCACCUUGCUCAUGGAGCCCAUCCACUCUGAAACCACUCCUUUUAAAUCGCCACUCACCUCCUCACCGCGGGAUGAAACAGAAAAGAUGGCUGACAAAUGACUUUGAGCAUCUGUGUCGUCGCUUUGCCCCAGAUGAGUGCAGCGGAUCAGCUCUCACUGGGCUUCACGCAGGCAUUGAAACUGUUGAGCAGCCCACUUGAGAAAACUGUUCAUCCACUAACUGCCGCUAGAGUAGAGAGUAGAUUUUGUUAUAUUCAGUCAAUUCUGUACUGACCAUCAACAGCGGAGCUUGGCAUCUCAUACUAGGCCCUCUUGAACGUCUCUCUUCAUUACUACGGUUCAGUGACUUUCUGAAAAAACUUGACCAUAAUCCCUGACUGGGAUGAGAUGGGGGGGGGGAUACAAAAAGAAAGCAGCAGUCAAUAAAAACAGAUGAGGUUAUUGUCUGUCUUUGAUAAUUUGUCUUAUUUUGUGCAUUUUUGUUCUCUCCAAACUUGAUAUGACAUUUUUUGUUAAUAACAUUCCAAUUAGUGUUUUUUGAUUGGUUGUUAGGGGUCUGUAGAAAAUGUAAGAUUUUAUACAUUUGUGUUGUUGUGUGUUCACCUCUAGUUGAGUGUGUUAACAAGCCAUGCUGGACAUGUACACAUUAAAAAUUGCUCUGAAAAUA